AUGUUCGGACUCGGUGUUGAAGGAAUUCUGAAGCAGUUUCAAAUUUACUUGAAGACUUACAUACCACCAAAUUUAUCGCAUACAGCAUUUGAUAGAAACAUGCUUAAGAAUCGUUACAAAGAUGUUGUAUGCAUAGAUGAGACACGUGUAGUGCUUCAAGAAGGAGACUGUGAUUACAUUCAUGCAAAUCACGUUAGAGGAGAGCCCUUCGUCAACCCUUUCAUUUGUACUCAAGGACCACUUCCGAUGACUGUGAAUGACUUCUGGACUAUGAUAAUGCAGGAGAAAGUAAGUAAUAUUGUGAUGCUCUGCAAUGUUAUGGAGGCUGGCAAAAACAAAUGUUUUCAAUAUUGGCCACAAGAAGUUGGCACUUCACUUACAUUCAGAGGUUACCUUUGCACACAAAUUUUAUUUAAUUUUGUCAGUAGUGAAGAGUAG
This is a messenger RNA of Thelazia callipaeda (thelaziosis nematode), 438 nucleotides long. The record is from the annotation of a GenBank genome assembly. Lineage: Eukaryota; Metazoa; Nematoda; Chromadorea; Rhabditida; Thelaziidae.